Molecule: messenger RNA, 2301 nt
Organism: Pestalotiopsis fici W106-1
Lineage: Eukaryota; Fungi; Ascomycota; Sordariomycetes; Amphisphaeriales; Sporocadaceae
Exons: 3
Coding region: 1-2301 (766 amino acids)
Biological process (GO): DNA-templated transcription; regulation of DNA-templated transcription
Molecular function (GO): DNA-binding transcription factor activity, RNA polymerase II-specific; DNA binding; zinc ion binding
Source: RefSeq, a predicted model, not a curated record
AUGUCGAGUGUUGAUCCCGCAGAACAUCAAUGGAAUUGCUUGAACUGCAAGCGGCGCAAAGUACGAUGUGAUCGCCAUUAUCCAUGCGCCAAUUGUGUAAAGGGCUUGCGAGAAUGCGUCUUUCCUACGUCUGGUCGUGUCUUUCGACGCCCGGAGCCGCAACGUGAUCUAGCGCGACCCAAGGCCAAACAGGCCGAGUUGAUGGACCGGAUUCGGCGCUUGGAAAAGGUCGUGGUCAGUUUGAACACGGAGCUGGAGAGCCGACCGGCUCCUUCAAGUGAAGGCACACCGGCUCCAUCUUCCAGUCAGGGCAUGACAGGUGAUAGCGCUAAUUCAGAGGCGGACGGCUUUGCGGCUUCACCUUUGCAUCUGGAUAGCCGCCCUCGGGAUGACAGCAUUUCCAGUUUCAGUCCACCGAGCGGCUUAGGGCUCACGCCUCCGCAGAGCCAACAGCAGCAGGCCACGCCAUCCGAUGAGAAAGGCAGUAUUUAUGUCGGGGACCAUUUCUGGGCUGCUCUGCGCCGCGAGAUCAGAAUAAUCCGUGAGACGUUUGAUGAGCUCGCACCCGAAGACACGGACAAUGAUUCAACGUAUGAGUCAAAUCUCUUGCCUCCUGCCAAGAGCACCUUUGCAGUCAAUCCCUGUUUUGUCUUUGGCAAUAGCAAAGGCGAUGGCGCGGAGAGCAACAUGGAGAAUCUCGACAAACUGCGACCGCUUCCUGCAGAGAUGUUCUUCAUAUGGCAGACGUUCGUGGAUUUGGUGAGCCCAUUUGUUCACAUCUUGCACGUGCCGACAGUCGGAAAGGCCAUCCACGGGUGCAGAGGUCGCAUCGAUGCUCUAGACUCGUCGAUGCAGCCACUCAUGUUUGCCAUUUCAAUGGCAGCCGUCAAUUCUUUAACCGUAGAAGAGGUGAGAGAUGCAUUCAACCGCGACAAGGGCGACUUCCUGGCCCAGCUGCGUCUAGGAACAGAGAAGGCAUUGGGCCAAGCAGAUCUCUUGAACACCACUAGUCUCCCUGUUGUGCAGGCAUUCAUCCUCUACCUCUUCACCCUCCGCCGGUGUGAGUCGGCUCGGUACAUAUGGUGCCUGGUUGGCUUGCUAGUGCGCAUUGCUGUUUCAAUUGGACUACAUCGUGACGGCUCUCACUUUCCGAAUCUGUCUCCAUUCGAAGUCGAGAUCCGUAGACGUAUUUGGUGGCACAUCUGCUGUACUGAAGUUCGCCUUGGCGACGGACAAGUGCCCGAGAUGGGCAUUUCCGAGAGAAAUUUUGAUACCCUUGACCCUACCAACGUCGAUGAUGCAGACAUUGAACCAGGGAUGAAGAAUCCUCCGGUCCCUAGACAAGGCUUCACUGAUACCACUAUCACCCUGAUAGCUUGUGAGAAGUGGCGGCUUACUCGCACCAUGCAGUCAGUCACGUCAAAGCUGUCUUCUGGCCAGGGACAGGGUGAUUCAGAAGCAAACAUCCAGGAGAAGCUGGAAAAAUUGCAUAGUUUCAAGGAUAGGAUAUCAGCAGAGCGUUGGCAUUGGCAGCUGGAUCAGCCAAUUCAGCUCGCCCUGUCCAUGCUGUCCAAGGUGCACUGCAACAGUUGGGAACUUAUGAUCCUGCACCACAAGCGUCAAUCCUCAUUUCAGGAAGAUCGACCUGAUGAAAAAUCGUUCACCCUUGCCCUUGCCAUUAUCGAAGAUUUCUUUGAAUUUCAAACAAAUGAAGCCACGCAACGAUGGGCCUGGCUUGUGCAGGGCAACGUGUAUUGGCAGCCUCUAGCCAUUGUUCUGGCCCGCAUCUGCUCGUGCCCAUGGGACUCGACCUCAGAACAUGCUUGGAGCCUCGUGACACGCUCACUUGAAAUAGUCCCCGAUAUUGUGCACACCGACCCGCUCUGGCGAACCCUGCAGCAGCUUGUCACGAGAGCAAACAGACAUCGCAUGCAACAAUUAGAGAGCCAGACUCAAAGUCAUCAACAGUCAGUCGCAGAGCCUCAAAUGGAGCAGGAUAAGAUGCAGAUAGCUGAGUCGACCAGAAGCGCCUACGAGGAGCAGCAGGCUACUGUUGAGGAAUCAGCCAAUACCGCCGGUCCUUCUGUCGCUCUGUCACAGUUGGACGGGUUGUCUUUGCAAGGGCUACCAGCUACAUCUACAGAUGCAAUGGCACACAAAGGGCUGCCCGGUCAAGAUCUUCCAUUAUGGUUCUCCAAUGGUGACCUUGAUCAGAGUUAUGGUGAUGUAGGACAAAUGGACGUAGAUAAUUUUGUCCAGUCUAUGGACUGGGGGGAAUGGAGCGAGGCAUUUCCUAUUUAG